Solea solea (common sole) is the source of this 3607-nucleotide messenger RNA. It is a transcript of the gene heatr6, whose product is annotated as HEAT repeat containing 6. The record is from RefSeq and is a predicted model, not a curated record. Gene Ontology annotation, molecular function: protein binding. NCBI's taxonomy places the organism in Eukaryota, Metazoa, Chordata, Actinopteri, Pleuronectiformes, Soleidae. Bases 20 to 3607 code for a protein of 1195 amino acids. The transcript is spliced from 20 exons.
UCACUUCCGGGGUGCAAACAUGGCGGCUGAGAACGAGCUCUCCGCGCCGGGCCUCGGCAGUACCGGCAGUACCGGCGUCCUGGGUGAGGCGGCCCCGUCAGGACGCGCGGGUACGGACGGCUGGCUGCUCGGCUCCCAGUCGGACGCAGAGAAACAUUUUUCCCGCUGCGCCGCAAAACUCCGAGCCCUGCGCUCGGACUCGACCUGCCGACACCGAGAGGAGCUCAACCGGCUGUUUGACGAGCUGCUGUCGGAAAACUACAGCAAAAGCGUCUUCCCCAGCAUCGGCAUCCAAGCACAGGAUGUGUGUACUCUGCUGAAACAUGGCAGUAAUCUUGUGCCGCUGACUCAGGAACAUUUAGUCAUCAAACUCUGUCAGCUGAUGCAUCAUCUGCUCAAUCAGCUGAAGGUGAUCAUGGACGAGCAGACGCUGGAUCUAUUAUUGAAGUAUACCACAAGUGCGAUGAAGACGUGCAGCACAUGGACACACUCUGACGUUCUCAUCGCUCUCUCCACAGUCGUGUAUGGGAAUGGCCCUCAGUGUUACCAGCACCUUAGUGAUUUACUGGCUGAAGACGGAGUGCUGAUGUUCUAUGGUGACCCAGCUCAGCCAAGUAUGGAAUUACGCCGCGUUGCUCUCACCUGUAUGGCCAACAUCUGUCUCAGAGUUCCUGGUCAGCCUCCUCUGGAUGAUCAGUACAGAACUGUGUGUUUCAAAGUCUUCCUCAAAACACUGCAGUCGCCCAAACCUCCCAGCACCGACGAGCUCUUCUACUGCAUAGUGCUCCAGGCAGCUCUGAAAGGACUUCAGUAUUGUCUCUCAGGUGGGAAGUGGAAAUAUGGUGAAGGGGAGGAGCUUGGAUCAGUUUUGGCAACACUUAAGAGACUUAUGUUCCACGGAGCUCCAGGUGUGAAUGUGGAUUGGCCGGCUGUGCUUUACCCAACUCCUCUUCCUCAGUAUGAGGGUCUGGCUGCAUCCAAACCUGCUGAGACACCAAAACCCUCUGAACCACCGAUGGAUGCUGCUGUGCUGGGCAAAACCUCCGGGAAUAAAAAGAGGAAACCCAGAGGAAGGGGGAAGAAGAAGAGCACUGAGCUCAGCAGACGAGAUGGAGACGACAAUGACGGAGAGGCCGUGUCUGCACCUCAGAAAGGAGGCGUGGGAGAGGGCGAGUUUCUGGCUAAACCAUCUGAGCCGUCGUUUUACCCGUCCUGGAAGAGAAACAAUUCUGAUUCCGAGUUUUCUGACCCUGAGGGUAACGCACAGAGCAAAUUAAGAUUUUUUCUUGGUCGUGUGCGUGAGCGAGCUCUGCACUCGUUGCUCGGGGUGGUGAAAUGUGUGGAGAAGCGUACGCUGUACGGGUACUGGUCUUCCUUCAUCCCUGACGCUCCUGUCGGUGGACCGCCGCCUCUCACUCUGCUCACAAUUGUACUGAAGGAUUCGUCGCCAAAGGUACGUGCAUGUGCACUUCAGGUGUUGUCGGCCAUUUUGGAUGGCUCUCGUCAGUUCCUGGCUGCGGCUGAAGAUACGACGUCUCCUCGUACGUCUUACACGCCGUUCUCCCUCUUGCUGGCCACUGCCAUCAGAGAACUGCACCGUGCUCUGACCCUGGCUUUGCUGGCUGAGACUGCUCCUCAGACACUCGUUCAGGUUAUUAAGUGUCUGGCGUUUCUGGUGGCUAACGCUCCAUACCACCGCCUCAGACCCGGUCUGCUCAGCUCGCUCUGCAAACAGAUCCGUCCCUUUGUGCGCCACAGAGACGUGAACGUGCGCGUGUCGGUCCUGACACUUUACGGGUCUCUGUUGACGACUCAGGCUCCGCUCCCUGAAGUGCAGCUCAUCCUCCAGCAGCCGGACAGUGGCAGCAGCUCUGGCUCCUUCACACCGCAGGACUCCGCCCUUAGCUGGAGACAAAGGCAUGGAGAGACUUCACCCUCUCAAACACCGGUGCACUCAGAGCGCAGCUCGCACACGCCCUCCCCACGGGUUCCUCGCACGCCGGGGGAGAAGGACAAUUCAUCGCUGUGGCUGCUGCAGGUUUGUGUGUCACUGGUGACUCAGCCCAGAGAGGACCAAUCGGACAGCGAGGGGUGGGGAACAGGAGGCGGGGCUGUGUUGGAGCCUCCCCCUGUACGGCUGGAGGCACUGCAGGUCUUGUCCAGUCUUGUGCGCGGCUACUUCUCUCUAACACAAGCGUGUUUGUGUGAGAUCAAGCAGCUGAGCAUACGCUGCCUCAGAGAGCCUGACCCAGCCAUGCAGCUGCACGGAGCCAUGUUACUGGAGGUGUUUGGGACGGGAAUCAUCCAGCAGUACAAAGCAGAGAACAACGUGCCCGAGAGCUCACGGGUGCCACUGGGACAAGUGGUUCAGUUGUGGUCAGAAGUACUGAGCGGUCCACUGAACGCAGCGAUGCAGAGUGAACUACAUCCCAAACUACAGGCCAGUGUGUGUGACACGCUGUCUGCCAUCCUGCCUCAGGCCUUCACUCAGCUGCCCGAAAAGACGCAGCUGAUGUGUGUGACCGUGCUGCUGGGUCUGACCUACAGUGAAAACUAUCUGGUGAAGAUGGCAGCGGUCAGAGCUCUGGGAACCUACAUCCUGUUCCCCUGUCUCAGAGAGGAUGUGAUGUUCGUGGCAGACACCGCCAACGCCAUCCUCGCCGCCCUCAGUGAUGGAAGCACUAACGUCCGUGCCAAGGCGGCCUGGUCUUUAGGAAACCUGGCAGACGUACUUAUCAUCAAUAUGGAAACUCUCGGUGUUACUUUUCACGAGGAGUUAUCGGACAUGCUGCUGCUGAAGAUGUUACACGCAGCCACUCGAGCAGCGGGCGACAGAGACAAGGUGAAAGCGAAUGCCGUGCGAGUUCUCGGGAACCUGCUCCAUUUCCUGCGUGAGAGUCAGCUGACGCGCUCUGCUUUCCAACACCCGGUGGAAGACGCAGUCCGUGCUCUUGUAAAAACGGUCUUAUCAGAGUCCACAAUGAAGGUCCGGUGGAACGCCUGUUACGCCCUGGGAAAUGCUUUCAGAAACCCCGCCCUGCCGCUCGACUCCGCCCUGUGGUCCAGUGACGUGUUCUCUGCCCUCUGCCACGUUGUCACUUCCUGCAAAAACUUCAAGGUUCGAAUCAAAUCAGCUGCUGCCCUGGCGGUCCCCGCCCACCGGGGAUGCUACGGGGACACAAAGCGAUUCAGCUACGUGUGGCGUUCCCUCACCACGGCGCUCCAGAACAGCGAGGACACCAAUGACUUCUUAGAGUACCGCUACAGUGCCAGCCUUCGACACGCACUCUCCAACGCUCUCCUGCACCUGCUCAGCAUCAGCCAGGCUCAGGACGCCAUCGAGCUUGCGGCGUCGCUGCUCAGCGACGAGGGGACGAGCAUCAAAGUGCAUUUGAUAAAAUAUCUCAGAGAGGAGGAGGAUGAGGAGGAGGGAGGAGGAGGAGGAGGAGAGGCAGAGAGCAACACUUUAAACCCUCAGCACAGAAUCAAGCACCUGAGACUGAGUCUGAGCAGACUGAAGACAUUAGAGGCUGAGGGCGAAGAGGAGGGAGAUAAAGAGGCAGUCGUCAGUUUUAUGGAAGAUUUACUGAAGACAUGUGUAAUGUGA